Molecule: messenger RNA, 2406 nt
Organism: Grosmannia clavigera kw1407
Lineage: Eukaryota; Fungi; Ascomycota; Sordariomycetes; Ophiostomatales; Ophiostomataceae
Product: bifunctional catalase-peroxidase cat2
Exons: 7
Coding region: 1-2406 (801 amino acids)
Biological process (GO): hydrogen peroxide catabolic process; cellular response to hydrogen peroxide
Cellular component (GO): cytosol
Molecular function (GO): heme binding; catalase activity
Source: RefSeq, a predicted model, not a curated record
AUGUUCGACACAGUUUCUCCCAGUCGCCUCUUGGCGCUCACCGUCUGCUCGCUUCCGCUUGUCUCGGCCGCGGCCUGUCCAUUUGGCCAUAGCAAGCGCGAUGCUGUGCCUGACUUCCACAAACCUAUGCUACAGGAGCGGUACAGCGCAGACGGGGCUGACUUUGGCGUGUGCCCGAGGAAGGCCAACGUCGCUGGCGGUGGCACGCGCAGCAAGGACUGGUGGCCCUGUGCCCUAAGCCUGGCUGUGCUGCGUCAGAAUGCCGACCAGUCCAACCCACUGGGCGGAGAUUUCGACUACGCCACUGAGUUUGCCAAGCUUGAUGUGGAGGCGCUCAGGAAGGACAUCACGGAGCUGCAAACCAACUCCCAGGAAUGGUGGCCUGCAGAUUUCGGCAACUAUGGCGGCUUCUUCAUCCGGAUGGCCUGGCACAGCGCCGGUACCUACCGCCAGAUCGACGGUCGUGGCGGAUCUGGCAUGGGCCAGCAGCGUUUUGCCCAGCUGAACAGCUGGGCUGACAAUGCCAGUCUCGACAAGGCUCGCCGUCUUCUUUGGCCGAUCAAGCAGAAGUACGGCAACAUGAUCUCGUGGGCCGACCUGAUGGAGUUCACCGGCCACGUCGCCAUCGAGAACAUGGGCCUCCCUCUGUACGGCUUUGGCUUUGGCCGGGUCGACACCUGGCAGGCCGAUGAGGGCAUCUACUGGGGCUCUGAGCACGAGAUGUACUCGCAGCCCGGCAGCUACAAGGACCGCUACAACGGCAGCACCGACAUCACCGACCGUGCCGACAAGCUCGAGAAGCCGCUCAGUGCCACCAACAUGGGCUUGAUCUACGUCGACCCACAGGGUCCCAGUGGCAAUCCUGAGCCGGCCGGCUCUGCUCUCGACAUUCGCGAGACGUUUGGUCGCAUGGGCAUGGACGACGAGGAGACCGUUUCCCUGAUUGCAGGUGGCCACACUUUCGGAAAGACCCACGGUGCUGUUUCUGGAGACUACAUCGGUCCUGAGCCAAUGGCUGCUCCCAUCGAGCUGCAGGGUCUCGGGUGGAAGAACAGCUUUGAAAGCGGUGUGGGCGAGAAUGCCUACACUUCUGGCAUUGAGGUCAUCUGGAGCAAGACGCCUACCAACUGGUCCAACCACUUCUUCGAUUCCCUCUUUGGCAACAACUGGACGCUCGCCUCGAGUCCGGCUGGUGCACACCAGUGGGAGGCUGUCAACGGCAACGUUUCCAUUCCAGACCCGUUCGUUGCUGGAAAGUUCCGGAAGCCCACCAUGUUGACGAGCGAUCUGGCUCUUCUCAACGACGUGUCCUACCUCAACAUCUCCAACACUUUCUGGAACGACCCGAAGUACUUUGGCGAGACGUUUGCGCGCACCUGGUUCAAGCUUCUCCACCGUGACAUGGGCCCGAUUUCGCGCUAUCUCGGACCCUACGUCCCCAAGACGCAGCUGAUCUGGCAAGAUCCCCUCCCGACGGUUUCUUCCCAGACCAUCGACGAUGCCGAUGUGACUCAGCUGAAGGCUGCCAUCCUUUCUUCCUGCAACUUGAGCUCCGGCCUGAACACCUCCAGCCUUAUCACCACCGCCUGGGGUGCUGCUUCGAGCUUCCGGAUCUCUGACAAGCGCGGUGGUGCUAACGGCGGCCGCAUUGCCCUGGAGCCACAGAACUCGUUCGCGGUUAACAACCCGGACCGCCUGAAGAUCGUUCUGCCUGCUCUGGAGAAAGUGAUGACCGACUUCAACUCCAAGAACACUGGGAAGAAGGUAUCUCUGGCUGAUCUCAUCGUUCUUGGCGGCACCGCUGCAGUCGAGAAGGCGGCCAAGGAUGCUGGCUUGACAGUGUCGGUUCCUUUCACCCCUGGCCGCGUGGACACCACCCAAGAACUCACCGACGUGAAGUCGUUUGCUUUCCUCGAGCCUGUCGCCGACGGCUUCCGCAACUACGGCCAGGGCAAUGCUCGCGCCCUGACGGAGGAGCUGCUGGUCGACAAGGCCAGUCUUCUCAGCCUCACCGUUCCGGAGAUGACAGUCCUUGUCGGCGGCAUGCGUUCCCUGGACGCAAACUACGACGGGUCCAGCUACGGCAUCUUCACUGACCGUCCUGGCAAGCUGUCGAACGAUUUCUUCGUGAACCUGCUCAACAUCUCGACCACCUGGACGGCUGUCAACGGCACCAACGACGAGAUCUUCACGGGCACCGAUCUGUACACCGGAGCCUCCAAGUAUACGGCUACGCGUGCUGACCUGAUCUUCGGUUCGCACCCCGAGCUGCGGGCCGUUGCAGAGGUUUACGGUUCCAGCACCGCGCAACAGAAGUUUGCAGACGACUUUGUCAAGGCCUGGGCCAAGGUGAUGGACCUGGACCGCUACGAUGUCAAGGGGCGCAAGCAGAACAAUGUCCAGUAA